Messenger RNA from Delphinapterus leucas (beluga whale), 2596 nucleotides. The record is from RefSeq and is a predicted model, not a curated record. Lineage: Eukaryota; Metazoa; Chordata; Mammalia; Artiodactyla; Monodontidae.
CGCGCGCGCACUUCGUUCUCCACUCACGCAGGGAAGGAGGAUUUCAGAGGGGUUCGCGAUGCUGGCGACGCUGGCGACGCUGGCGAGGGUCGCGGCUCUGCGGAGAACCGGCCUUCUCUCCCGCCGGGGCGGCGGGAGGGGGCUGUGGACCGGCCGCCCUCAGUCAGAUACUGACAAUAUGAAGCCAUUGGAGGGUGUAAGAAUUCUGGAUCUAACAAGAGUACUGGCGGGACCUUUUGCUACUAUGAAUUUAGGAGAUCUUGGAGCAGAAGUUAUAAAAGUGGAAAGACCAGGAGCUGGUGAUGAUACACGAACUUGGGGUCCACCUUUUGUGGGGACAGAAAGUACUUAUUUUCUCAGUGUUAACCGAAAUAAAAAAAGUAUAGCUGUUAAUAUCAAGGAUCCAAAAGGGGUGAAAAUCAUCAAAGAGCUUGCAGCUGUUUGUGAUGUAUUUGUGGAAAACUAUGUCCCUGGCAAAUUGUCUGCAAUGGGGCUGGGCUAUGAAGAUAUAGACGUGGUAGCGCCUCACGUGGUCUACUGUUCCAUCACAGGGUAUGGUCAGACAGGUCCACUGUCUCAGCGAGCUGGGUACGAUGCUGUUGCCUCUGCUGUUUCUGGUCUGAUGCACAUCACAGGGCCUGAAGAUGGAGAUCCAGUUCGUCCAGGAGUGGCCAUGACUGAUCUUGCCACUGGCCUUUAUGCAUAUGGAGCCAUUAUGGCUGGAUUGAUACAAAGAUAUAAAACCGGAAAAGGACUGUUCAUUGAUUGUAACCUACUGUCAUCCCAGGUGGCAUGUUUGACUCACGUCGCUGUGAAUUAUCUUAUUGGCCAAGAGGAAGCGCGGCGCUGGGGCACAGCUCACGGAAGUAUUGUUCCUUACCAGAAAAAUUCACCAUUAAUGGAAGAAAACCCACUACAAGGGAAGGAUCCAAAGAAGGGCAAUCAAAAGGCUUUUAAAACCAAGGAUGGAUAUCUCGUAGUUGGAGCAGGAAAUAACCAACAGUUUGCUACUGUGUGCAAGAUCUUGAAUUUGCCUGAACUGAUUGAUGAUUCCAAGUAUAGAACUAACCACCUUCGGGUACAGAAUAGAAAAGAGCUUAUUAAAAUACUAUCGACACGGUUUGAAGAAGAAAUGACCAGCAAGUGGUUACACCUCUUCGAAGGCAGUGGAGUCCCGUAUGGCCCAAUUAACAACAUGAAGAAUGUGUUUGCAGAACCCCAGGUGUUGCACAAUGGCCUCGUUAUGGAGAUGAAACAUCCGACUGUGGGGAAGAUAUCAGUCCCAGGCCCAGCUGUGAGAUACAGUGAGUUAAAGAUGUCAGAGGCCAGCCCGCCCCCCCUGCUUGGGCAGCACACGACGCACAUCCUGAAGGAGGUCCUCAGAUACGAUGACAGGGCCAUCACAGAGCUGCUCAGCGCUGGAGUGGUGACCCAACAUGAGGUUGAGUGACAAAGGAAAUACGCUUUUUUGCAAAACUACAGUUGGAAUGCGUUUUGCUAGCAAAGGUAAAGUCGCCUUUCCAGACCCUGCUCCCCAGUUCUGGUGCCUGCCACUGAAGAGUUAGAGGGAUUCCAGAGUUCCUGCCUGGCCUCUCCAGAAUGGCGCUGGUAUCAGUGAAUCUAGUGCUUUCUAAACGCACCCCACCUUUGAUUCCUUACCAUUUACCCCCAGAUAAUAGAUUAAUUGUGGAUUUGUGGGAUUUUUUUUGGGGGGGUGAAGUUUUUUUUUUUUCUGGAAAAAUACAUUCCUCAUUCUAAUUACGUUAAUAGCCUAAACGUUUGCCCCUCCAGCCCACGCAGGUCUGAAAAAGAGCAGAUCUCUUGACGUUCUUUACUUGCACCUAAAGUCCUCAUUUAAACCUUUGUUAGGAAGUCAAAGCAAUAAGCAGAAUGACAGUCUCGGUGAUUGAUUUUAAACAGAAUAACUUAAUUUUGAGCUCAUGAACCCUUUGUUAAUCUGUAAUUUAAACCAUGGAAUUUGUUAAUGUCCAUUAUAAGACUGAGCUCCGUUCUCCCCUAUGGGGGUAAAUAAUGGCUUUAUGUUGUAUUUCUUUGAUUAUUUCAUGAGACAUGGCAGAAAAUCAGUCUCCACCAAUGAAUUUUGGGAUGUAGGGGGUGAAGAGUGGUUCUUUAAUUGGUACCUUAUUUUGAGCCAAGUACAAGUGCAACAGGUUUUUAAAUGAAUGCCAGAUGACUAUCUCGGUAUUAAAUAACGUCUAAAUAAUGAUAAAUUGGAGAAUGAAAGGAAAAUAUUUCUUUGUGAUCUGAGUAUCCACUGUAGAAGAAUAUAUCAUGCCUUAAUAUUAAGUAUUUGCAUUUAAGUAUUUGUCGGUGAAUUCGAAAUAUAGAAACAUCUUCUGUCCAGAAGGUGGUAGCUGAUUUGCCUAUAUGUUCCAGGAUGAAUUGUCACUCAGAGUGCCAAUCACCCAAGCCCAGGUACAGACCAAGGAAUCAGAUGACCCCAUGAUGAGUAUCCUCAUAUGAACACAAUUCACGCUGUUAGGCACAUAUAUCUUAAAGCCAUGUCAUUACAUGCCAAGUGGUCAUUGAAAAUUAAAUUACAGAUGUUCAUUUUUCAAACUGUGAUUUAGAGCUA